Messenger RNA from Staurois parvus, 610 nucleotides. Lineage: Eukaryota; Metazoa; Chordata; Amphibia; Anura; Ranidae. The record is from the annotation of a GenBank genome assembly.
AUGUCCCUUACAUUGGUGGUCAGUGGGAAGAAUGCUCCUUACAUUGGUGGUCAUUGGGAAGAAUGUCCCUUACAUUGGUGGUCAGUGGGAAGAAUGCUCCUUACAUUGGUGAUCAGUGGGAAGAAUGCUUCUUAUAUUGAUGGUCAGUGGGAAAAAUGCUCCUUACAUUGGUGAUCAGUGGGAAGAAUUCUCCUUACAUUGGUGGUCAGUGGGAAGAAUGCUCCUUACAUUGGUGGUCAUUGGGAAGAAUGUCCCUUACAUUGGUGGUCAGUGGGAAGAAUGCUCCUUACAUUGGUGAUCAGUGGGAAGAAUGCUUCUUAUAUUGAUGGUCAGUGGGAAAAAUGCUCCUUACAUUGGUGAUCAGUGGGAAGAAUUCUCCUUACAUUGGUGGUCAGUGGGAAGAAUGCUCCUUACAUUGGUGGUCAUUGGGAAGAAUGUCCCUUACAUUGGUGGUCAUUGGGAAGAAUGUCCCUUACAUUGGUGGUCAGUGGGAAGAAUGCUCAUUACAUUUGUGCUCAUUAAGAAGAAUUCUCCUCACAUUUGUGCUCAUUGGGAAGAAUGUUCCUCAUAUUUGUGGUCUUUGGGAAGAAUUCCCCCCUUGCAGAUAGCU